Messenger RNA from Nelumbo nucifera (sacred lotus), 1142 nucleotides. Lineage: Eukaryota; Viridiplantae; Streptophyta; Magnoliopsida; Proteales; Nelumbonaceae. The record is from RefSeq and is a predicted model, not a curated record.
UCCUCCCGUAAAUUGCUUCCUUAUUUUCUUCUCUUUUACUUUUUCGUUUACAUUUCACUGCUCCCAUUUGUUUCGCUCGCUUAGACUCUUUUAGUAUCUGCAUCACUUUCGUGCCAUCACCUGUUUGAUGAAUUGCUUAAAUAAGCUCUCGUUUAGAUAUUUUUCAUUAAAUUUAGUUAGACAUAUUAUACAUGGACACCCGUAUUGUACCUGUUUCAUCAUCCUGAGUUCACAUCGAUUUCUCAUGUUUCGAGCAAAUUGUUUUCAAACACAAAGCAAACACGAACGAAGGGGAAAGUCAAUUUGCCUGUCUUUACUGCAACGAUCGGGAGUGUUUGGCUUCUUAAGAGCCUUCAAUUAUGCAUAACUCUGGCAACCUCAGAGAAGAUGAGGUCACAUCUGCUGUUAUUGCUGCUUGUUCAGCAGGCAUGUUAAGCAUGUUAGCAUGGUAUUUGAUUGGAGAACACUCACAGGAAUUGGAAACAGAUGGUGAAUCUAUGUUGGUGGAUGAAGGUAUUGACAUUGAUGACAUAGAAGAGGGGAUAGAAGCAUCAUCUGAACAAACUAGAGUACAAUCAAAUUCUUUAUCACACCCUAAAGAACCUAUAAACAAAUUUCAUGCCCCCAACAUAAUUUCAACAAUGAAUACUCUAGCUGCAAACCUUGGUAGAAUAGCUGAAGCAUUGGACCGAAGCAACAAGGCUAUGAGCAUUGACUAUUUGUAUGAGGAGGUAACGAAAAUACAGGAUUUUGAUGAGGACUUUGUUAUUGAAGCUUUAGAGUAUUUGGCUUCUGAUGACAAGAAGGGCAGGACAUUCUUAACUCUUGAUGAAAAGCGACGGAAGAACUGGCUGUUGAGGAAUUUACGUGGUCGACGUGGUUAAAAUACUUUAUUUGGCUUCAGUUUUGCAUUAUUUGUUUCAUUCUCUCGUUAUGGUGGCUUCUGAGACCAUCCUUGGCGCUAAUGACAUGAAUCUUAUUUUAUUCUUCCAAUGCAACAAGUACGUACUUCAUACUUCACUUUUUAUUUUAAUACAUAAACUGCUCUAGAGAAAAAAAUGCUCCUUCUUCAAUCCACAUUAUUGUGAACCUUUUUUUCUUGUUUAUCAAUCAUUCAACCUGCACUAAAGUGUUCUUUCUCA